GUAUCGAAUCUGUAGACUCUAUAGUUCGGUAUUGACAGUCGAGAAUGAGAGUUGGGUAUCGAUAGCGUUGUGUAUAGUGCUAAAAAUGAAUUCGAUCAGAGUGUUCGUGAGAAACAUGAGCAACGUGAGGAAAUGGGAGCCUCUGAAGCGAGUGGGCAUCGUCGGGGUGCCCUUUGAGAAGGGGCAGAAAAAGUAUGGAGUUAGCGUCGCACCGGCUGCCAUGAGAGCUGCAGGGCUCAUUGAACAGCUUAAAGAAAUCGGUGGCUUAGACGUAAAGGACUAUGGGGACAUCGACAUCAGCUCCUGUGUGGAGACCGUAGCCGUGGACAACAUGGCGCACUUGCCUCUGGUGUCUGAGUGCAACAGGAAGCUCUCCAGUAAAGUCUCUGAGGUCCUGAAGGAUGAACGGGUAGCCAUCACCAUCGGCGGAGAUCACUCUAUUGGAGUUGGAACGGUGGACGGCCACUACAACGUGAACGAAGACAUGAUCCUCAUCUGGGUGGACGCGCACGCAGACAUCAACACCAACAAGACCUCGGACUCGGGCUCCGUGCACGGGAUGCCGGUGGCGCUGCUGGUCAAGGAGCUGUCGGACUACUGGCCGUAUCUGCCUACCAUGGACUGGCAGGUACCCAAAUUUUCCAUAAAAAAUCUUGGAUACGUGGGUUUGCGGUCCGUAGACACAUACGAGAGGUUGGCUAUAGAAAAAUACGAAGUACCAGCAUUCGCAAUGGAAGACAUUGAACAACACGGCAUACAAAAGUCCAUACACCACAUUCUCCAAGUGCUGGAUCCGGACAUGAAUAAGCCCAUUCAUGUAAGCUUCGAUAUAGACUCCUUGGAUGCUUUGGAAGCACCUAGUACAGGCACACCAGUUCGUGGUGGACUGACGCUCCGCGAGGCUAUAUCCCUAAUGGAGAUCAUCCACUCAACGGGGCGUCUCCGUGCCGUGGACUUGGUAGAAAUCAACCCAGCGCUGGGCAACGACUCCGAUCGUCGGAAGACGCUGGAAGCCGGCCUUUGCGUUCUGAAGGCAGCUCUAGGCUUUUCAAGAAGGGGAACCGCGCCUAGAGGCAUCCUGGACCUACCUGUACAGACUUAUCAUAAUCAAGAAACUGCUAAAGCGCAACAGUAGUGCGGUUUGAAAACGAGAAAAACGAUUUAGAUGUUUUGUAAAUAGUUUCGCAUAAGCCUGGAUGGAUCUAAAUAUUUAAAGGGUCAAUAGCAGCCUUUUAGCCUUUUUUUAUACUUGAUUUUGAAUUGAGUUUCAUUUCAGUACUAUAUUAUGCUUAUUAACAGUAUGAUGGACUAAAUUACUUAGCUGCUAAAAAAGGCCAAAAUUGAUAUCAGCUUCCUGGAAUAUUUUUACUUCUUCUUAAUUAAAUCUGAUAUCUACCGAUUUUAGGUAAUUUCACUUGGAGACGCCCAACUUUAAGUCUACCUAUUAACUUAAUCAAUCAUAAUUAUCGCCUAUUUCAAAGUAAAGUUUUAGAGUCAGUUACAAAGUUAUAAUUAUGAUUAAAUGAAAGUACCUAGUCAGCUCCAGUUUCAGGAGCGAAAAUAAAAAUUUUGGUAGUUACGCUCAGCUGAUUGAAUAAAACCGAUUGAUUGAAUAAAAUCCGAUCGCAUUAA
Molecule: messenger RNA, 1632 nt
Organism: Ostrinia furnacalis (Asian corn borer)
Lineage: Eukaryota; Metazoa; Arthropoda; Insecta; Lepidoptera; Crambidae
Gene: arg
Product: arginase
Exons: 6
Coding region: 86-1135 (349 amino acids)
Cellular component (GO): cytosol; cytoplasm; nucleus
Molecular function (GO): manganese ion binding; arginase activity
Source: RefSeq, a predicted model, not a curated record